AUGAACGUUCAGGAGCCGCUGAUGGAGGAGUACAGCAUCGCGACCCAAGCGUGGAAGCUCAGCUCGUGCGACAUGUGCGAGCUGGCGCGCAACUCCGUCCUAAUGUCUGGAUUCCCUCACGAGAUGAAGCGCCAUUGGCUGGGGGCGCAUUACACGCGGCCGGGCCCGCCGGGCAACGACAUAACGCGCACCAACAUGCCAGACGUGAGGGCCUCCUACCGUCACGAGACGCUGCUGGACGAGCUGCGAAACCUGUUUGGGGAAAUU
Messenger RNA from Iphiclides podalirius (scarce swallowtail), 267 nucleotides. The record is from the annotation of a GenBank genome assembly. Lineage: Eukaryota; Metazoa; Arthropoda; Insecta; Lepidoptera; Papilionidae.